CGCGUGGUGAAUGGGCAAGUUCAUACACAGGAGAUGGUUACCGGCUCAGUGCUAAUGAGAUCCUUGUAGAGGAGAAGACAUGUCAGAAACCCAUAAUGAUGCUAAGUCUCAAGAAGAAGACAGUCAAGAAAGGCUAUUGGAAAAUCUGGAGCUGGAUGAUGUUGAAGGAAUUGUAGAGCCGGUCAGAGAAGAUGAGACAAAUCAAGAGGGAAUUGAGGAGGAACCAGAUGGUCAUAAUAUCCCUGAGGAUGUAAAUGGGAGAGACGCCUUGGUGGGAUCAGAUCGUCUCCUAGGCCCUGAUGAACAAGAAUUACAUUGGGGAUCAGAAGAAGAUCUGGAAAGUCAGCAGUGGUCUGACGGCUCCAGCUACAAAGGACACAUGGCCAUGGAUCUGAAGAGAGGCUUUGGGGAGUUUAAAUGGGCCAAUGGAGAGAGCUAUGUUGGUGAAUUUUACAAGGAUCAUCACCAUGGAAGGGGAAUCUACACCUGGCCCGAUGGUUCCAGGUUCACUGGCUCUUUUUAUCUUAGCCGUAAAGAAGGAUAUGGGACCAUGAGAUUUCCUGAUGGUAGAACAUACCAGGGACUCUACAAGGCAGAUGUGCGCUUUGGACCUGGCGUGGAAAGUUACAGUGAUGGCCGUCAGGAUGUUGGCAUCUGGAUGGGUCAGCACUUGUUCAGGCUAUGUACUCUGGUACCUGGAUCUGUCUCCAUGUCUUCUUUCCCACAGUUUAGUCUUCAUUUUAAUGGGGAUCUAGGUAACAGUAAAUGUCAUUCUUCCGAGCUCCCAAAAAGACCAUCGGAGGAUCCAUUUGAUUUUAGAUACAAGAUCCUGCUUAGAGAGGACAGCUUCACGCUCACUGACAAGAUCUACUCCUACUCAUUAGAUACAGACCACCUUCCCAUCACUUGCUCUCAGCACAGAGAGUUUGACAGCCACUUUUAUAGAGACUAUAACAAACAGGAGGAGUCCGAAGACUGCACUUCUGACAGUACGCACAGAGCCAGAAGCGUGAGGGACAUAUGUCUGCAUGUUAACCUACACAGAAACAGACCAGAACAUUUAGACUGGAAUAUGUGUUCAAUUAUGGAUGAUGAACGGGAUAAGUUUGGUCCAAAAGGUCCCCGUGAGCGUUCUGCUGAGCAGCUCAUUGAGAUGUCUGGAUUGGGAGAUACGGAGACCAUUUCUGCUAUUCUCAGACAUGACCUAGCCCACGUUGAUGUGUCUGAUAAUGGUGGACAGACUGCUCUACAUGCUGCAACUGUAAAUGGCCAUAAUAACGUCAUUAACCUUCUUCUUGACAAUGGAGCGGAUGUUAACAAGAGUGAUGAUGAGGGACUGUCAGCGCUGUCCUUGUGCCUGGUGCUUUUCUACAGCACAAAGUCAUUCUGGCCUAAUGUGGCUGAGAGGAAUCUCCCUGUGAACAAGGAAGAAAAAACUCCCCUUGCGCUGAACAGUUGUGAGAAUGAGAGCUGCGCUAUGAAUGAGAAGGACACGGAGAAGAAUGGUGAAAUAGGCCCAGGAUCUGGUGGAUCGCUCCAAACAUCAGUUUGUUACAGGAGUGGUGAGGACGCGGAGUGCACCGUUGAUCGCCAUAGGAAUAAAAACUUCGGAUCAAGCAUGAACCUGCUGCUCCUGCGCGGCGCUGACCCCAGUCUCUCCAGUAUUCCUAUGAAUGCACUUUUCUUUGCCAUUAAAGCUGCUGACGUUGGCACAGUGGAGCUGCUGCUGCAAUGUGGGGCCAGGACUGAUGUCCGUUUGAAGACACAGCAUGGCUCUCUCACCCCUCUACACAUAGCAGCAGCCUUGCCAGUGGCUGAAGGCAUCCGGAUCACAGAGAUUCUGCUGCAUGUUCCCUCAGAUCCGAAUGCUAGUGCCGAGGAUGAGGACUACGUGUAUGAUCAUGACAGGGCUGAGAUCAAUGGUGUGAUCCUUGGGUUUUCUAUGAAAGGCGGCCUUGAAUCAGGUCUUCCUCUGUAUAAUUACUUUGACAAGAUCCCCUGUGUUCCAGAAGAGGGAGGCCGUACCCCCCUGCAUGUGGCGUGUGAACGGGAAGACAAUUACAAGUUUGCCAGGGAUACCAUUUCUUUACUUCUUGCCCACAAUGCCAAACGCAACACCCUAUGGAGUGGUCACUCUCCUCUCUCCUUGGCCAUUGCCAGUGGAAAUGACUUGGCUGUGAAAGAACUGUUAGCUAAUGGAGCAGACCCCAACCUGGCUCUCAGCAGAGGGGUGGGCAGUGCUUUAUGUACAGCUGUCAAUAUUGCUUACGAGAAGAAAAGAACUUUAGCUGCAAGAAUAGCUUUGGUGGACAGGCUGAUAAAAGCUGGGGCAAAUAUUCUGAUGCCAAUUGUUAUCGGAGGAGGAAAAAGGACUGCGCUGGGCACCGCCACGGAUUAUGCCUAUUUCAAGUACUUCCAGGAUAAGAGAAUAGCACACACCCCAUACCACGCCUUGUUACCGGAGGAGCGCGACACUUACAAUGCUCGGAAGCAGCUAUUGGAGCACUUGGGAAAGCUGACUCGGGAGGCAGCCCUAGCAAAGGAACACGAGUGGGCAAAGGAAGGCAUAGUCCGAGAGGCAAACACCAAGGCAAACGUGAAGGUGACAACUGGUGAAGGAGGCAUGACGUCAACCCGCACUUUCUUCAAGUACUGUUACCAGUGCGGCCGUUCUAUUGGUGUCAAGCUUACCCCAUGCUUGCGCUGUUACAGUAUAUACACCUGUAGCAAACAGUGCAAAAAGAGAUCAUGGGAUGAACUACACAAAGAAGAGUGUCAGCAACUUACAGGGAAACUCAGUGGUAAGAUGUCCCCAACAGGGAGGGCCAGUAGAAAGAUGCAUUCAGCCAAAGGGAGACAGUUCAGCCCUACCAAGCAUCUCCAUGCUGAGAAAGAGCCGUCAGGACGCGAGGCUUAUGGUGACCGCAUCCCAAGUACCAGUGAGAACUACAGUUACAAUUAAGCCUUGUAUGUGGCAGCACUUCACUCUUGUGUUUCUCUCAUCCAUUUGCUGCAGAAAAACUGAUAAACUGUGAACCAUAAAGCCGGCUGUGGUCCACCUAUACCAGCACAUUCUUCAUUUCUCCAAAACACUACUCAUUUUACAGUGUGGAUGUCCUAUUUCAAUAAAUAAAAUUUGCGCAAUUUAAUAUCAUAAAAUCAAAAUGUUUUUCAUAACCCCUGCUCAGUUGACAUAUAAAAUUUUACGACAGUAUCUGUGUGCCCAUUCC
Messenger RNA from Bufo bufo (common toad), 3230 nucleotides. It is a transcript of the gene ANKMY1, whose product is annotated as ankyrin repeat and MYND domain containing 1. The record is from RefSeq and is a predicted model, not a curated record. Gene Ontology annotation, molecular function: protein binding. NCBI's taxonomy places the organism in Eukaryota, Metazoa, Chordata, Amphibia, Anura, Bufonidae. The transcript is spliced from 17 exons. Bases 80 to 2962 code for a protein of 960 amino acids.